UGCCCCCCACCCCCGGGCCCUUCACCCUGAUGCUGCACGGGUGCUGAGCCCGUCCGGGUCGGGACUAUGGUGAAGUAUUUCCUGGGCCAGAGCGUGCUCCGAAGUUCCUGGGACCAAGUGUUCGCUGCCUUCUGGCAACGGUACCCGAAUCCCUAUAGCAAACAUGUCUUAACGGAAGACAUAGUACACCGGGGUGACCAGAAGCUUCUGUCUGGGAGACUCCUGACCAAGACCAACAGGAUGCCACAUUGGGCAGAGCGACUUUUUCCUGCCAACGUUGCUCACUCGGUGUACAUCCUGGAGGACUCGAUUGUGGACCCACAGAACCAGACCAUGACCACCUUCAACUGGAACAUCAACCACCCCCGGCUGAUGGUGGUGGAGGAACGAUGUGUUUACUGUGUGAACUCUGACAACAGCGGCUGGACGGAAAUCCGUCGGGAAGCCUGGGUCUCCUCCAGCUUAUUUGGUGUCUCUCCAGCUGUCCAGGAAUUUGGCCUUGCCCGGUUCAAAAGCAAUGUAACCAAGACGAUGAAGGGCUUUGAGUACAUCUUGGCCAAGCUACAAGGGGAGGCUCCUUCCAGAACACUCGUUGAGACAGCCAAAGAGGCCAAAGAAAAAGCAAAGGAGACGGCACCGGCAGCUACAGAGAAGGCCAAGGACCUGGCCAACAAGGCCGCCACCAAGCAGCAGCAGCAGCAGCUCGUGUAG
This is a messenger RNA of Arvicola amphibius (Eurasian water vole), 711 nucleotides long. RefSeq names its product PRELI domain-containing protein 1, mitochondrial-like. Gene Ontology annotation, cellular component: mitochondrial intermembrane space. Gene Ontology annotation, molecular function: phosphatidic acid transfer activity. The record is from RefSeq and is a predicted model, not a curated record. Gene Ontology annotation, biological process: phospholipid transport. NCBI's taxonomy places the organism in Eukaryota, Metazoa, Chordata, Mammalia, Rodentia, Cricetidae.